This is a messenger RNA of Hemiscyllium ocellatum (epaulette shark), 2289 nucleotides long. RefSeq names its product mediator complex subunit 17 (gene med17). Bases 83 to 2011 code for a protein of 642 amino acids. The transcript has 12 exons. Gene Ontology annotation, biological process: regulation of transcription by RNA polymerase II. Gene Ontology annotation, cellular component: mediator complex; core mediator complex. NCBI's taxonomy places the organism in Eukaryota, Metazoa, Chordata, Chondrichthyes, Orectolobiformes, Hemiscylliidae. Gene Ontology annotation, molecular function: transcription coregulator activity. The record is from RefSeq and is a predicted model, not a curated record.
CCUGAGGUGACUGGGCCCAGUGGCCGAGGCCGUGCUCGAGUUUGCUUUUUGUUUGUGUGUCGCGCCUCACCGCACCGCGGAUAUGGCGGCUGGGCCACCCGUCACCAUCAGCAUCGAGGCGGCCUGUGAAAAUCAGGUUCAGGAGGUUGCUCUAGACGGGACCGAGGCCUAUGUUCAGCCGCUCUCUAUGUCCGAGAAUCUGGCCAAAUUGGCGCAAAAAAUCGACUUUAACCGAAGCGACUCGGAGGGAGAGGAGCAGGAUGCCGGGGCCGGGGAGGAGUGGGCUCAGCGGCAGCAGGAUAGCGACGACGAAGACGCAAUACUGAAGUUUCAACCUUCCUUGUGGCCUUGGGAUACUGUUAGGAAUAAUCUAAGAAGCACACUGACAGAGAUGUGUGUACUUUAUGAUGUACUUAAUGUCCUCAAGGAAAAGAAGUACAUGGCCUUGGACCCUGUCUCUCAGGACCCACCCCCUUCGAAACAGGGUUUGCAACUGUGUGGGAAAAAGAAAUCCCUAGCAGGAGCUGCUCAAAUCCUAUUGAAAGGAGCAGAAAGAUUAAAUAAAUCUGUAGCUGAAAAUCAAGAGCAAAAACGUCAAAGAGACUUCAAUUCAGAGCUGCUCAGAGUACGACAGCACUGGAAACUAAGGAAAGUGGGCGACAAGAUCCUUGGGGACUUGAGUUAUCGAAGUGCAGGGUCCCUCUUUCCUCACCAUGGCACAUUUGAAGUAAUAAAGAAUACCGAUCUGGAUCCAGAUAAGAAAAUUCCAGAUGAUUAUUGUCCUCUUGAUAUAUUGAUCCCUAGUGAUCUGGAGGGAUCGGCAUAUAUUAAGGUUUCUAUUCAAAAGCAGGCUCAUGACAUUGGAGAUCUUGGCACAGUCAACCUCUUUAGACGACCUAUACAAAAACCCAAUUCAGGUACAGCACACUGGCAGACAAAGCUAGAAGCUGCACAGAAUGUUCUUUUGUGUAAAGAAAUCUUUGCACAGUUGUCACGUGAAGCAGUACAGAUUAAAUCACAGAUACCUCACAUUGUGGUGAAAAAUCAGAUCAUCUCUCAACCAUUUCCAGGUUUGCAGUUAUCCAUUUCUUUGUGCCACUUUGUGAAUGAUAAAAAAGCACAGAAAAUACCUUCUGAGAAGCAUAGGUCUGACGACCAUCUGUAUGUGCUGGAACACAAUCUUCACCAAUUAAUUAGAGAGUUCCAUAAACAAACUUUGAAUUCUUCAGUGAUGCCUCACCCAGCAACUGCGCCUUUUGGGCUGAAAAGAAUGAGAUUAGCAGGACCUCAGGCAUACGACAAAGGAGAGAUCAAUGCUUUGCAGCAGAACGAAGGGUUACUGGAGAAGAUAAUCAAACAGGCUAAGCAUAUCUUUUUGAGACGUAGAACUGCCUGGACAAUUGACAGCUUGGCCAGUCGUAUUGAGGACCCACAGAUACAAGCUCAUUGGUCAAACAUUAAUGAUGUAUAUGAAUCUAGUGUCAAAGUCUUAAUAACCUCUCAAGGCUAUGAGCAGAUUUGCAAAUCAAUUCAGCUACAGUUGAACAUUGGUGUUGAACAGAUUAAGGUGGUGCACAGAGAUGGGCGAGUAAUUACACUUUCCCACCAGGAACAAGAAUUGCAAGACUUCCUGCUAUCUCAGAUGUCGCAGCAUCAGGUACAUGCAGUUCAGCAGUUGGCCAAAGUAAUGGGUUGGCAUCUAUUGAGUUUCAGCAACCAUGUGGGCCUGGGUCGAGUAGAGAGUAUUGGAAAUGCUUCAGCAGUAACUGUGGCUUCACCCAAUGGCGAGUAUUCAAUAUCAGUACGAAAUGGACCUGAAAGUGGCUGUAAGGUGGUGGUCCAGUUUCCAAGAAGUCAAUGCAAAGACCUUCCCAAGAGUGAUGUGCUACAAGACAAUAAAUGGAAUCAUCUUCGAGGACCAUAUAAGGAAGUAUUGUGGAAUAAAAUGGAAGGGCGCAAUUUUGUGUAUAAAAUGGAACUCUUAAUGGCAGCUCUUGCUCCAUGCCCAUAAUUGGCUUUUGUAUGAUUUCGUACCCUUCUGCAUAUAUUUAGAACUUUCUCCAGACAAUCUCGCUGAAUAAUGAGUGAUUAGAUAUAAAUUGAAACUUAGACAUUUGGUACAGUAAACAAAAUAUUGUUUUUAUCAAGAAAUGUUAGUGAAUUAUUUGACAGCUUUCUAACAUUGUCCAUAUUGGUAAUUAAGUGUUGACUUGCUGUGACGUUACAUAUAAUUUUUCACUCUUGUAUAAAAGUUUCUUAUCAUCUGUAAAUAAAAUGUCUCCAUUAUAA